This is a messenger RNA of Haliotis rufescens (red abalone), 5727 nucleotides long. Its product is annotated as WD repeat-containing protein 97-like. NCBI's taxonomy places the organism in Eukaryota, Metazoa, Mollusca, Gastropoda, Lepetellida, Haliotidae. The transcript has 30 exons. The record is from RefSeq and is a predicted model, not a curated record. Gene Ontology annotation, molecular function: protein binding. The coding region runs from base 133 to 4743 and encodes 1536 amino acids.
GUGAGUUGAAUCCAUGGAGAUAACAACAUGGCGGAUGGUGUAAAUAAUCAAACCAGCGGAACACGAUUGGAAUAAUGACUGUGUAAAGAACUUAUCUUUGGUUUGGAGUUAGCUCCAACCAUUGACGUAACGAUGGAAGUCCACAAACUGAGAAACACCACCAUGAACCCCCAUGAUCUGACAGCUGGGAAUGAUGAUCCAAGUGAUUCCAAAGAUGUCUCGGCACUUGAAAUUCUUGUUCAGCGUCGCACUGCAGAAGAAAGGAGGAAGGCUCAACAUCACUGGACACUGUUGCGUAAUUCUGUCAAGCACACCGUAGAGGCAGUUGCUCAUGCAGACAUCAGAGAAAUUGUCAUCUCACAUGGAAUUCAUCAUGAGAGGAAGCUAAACCACACACAACCUCUACAGAAUGUCAUCUUUAUAAGCCCUAGGAAGGAAUAUCUGACGACAGAUGGGAAAGUAUUUAACGUUUUUAUGGAGGAUGGAAGAAAGAAGACGACAGUUAUCCCAGAGGAGCCGAUGAACAGAGUGGUCUACUCCACGCACACCGACCAGUACGUGGGCUGGCUGCAAGAUGAGGAAAUGCUUUAUCUGCUUGAUGUGGACUUUGAGAUAAUAUCCCAGGCACGAUGCCCUGGGAACAUCCUCCUCGGAACCUACAACCAGAACACAGGGGAGAUGGUGACGCUGGGGUCCCGCUUCCUGCAGAGUUGGUCAUUCCGAUACGGAGCCCGGCACCUUAUCCCCCGAUUGACGACCAGGACAGACUUUGGGGAUGACAACAUGUUUUCUAUGAUCGUCUUGGAGGAGACAGCCAGUCACACUCAGAGAGCUUUCCUUGCCUGUGGCCUCGGUGUUGUGGUGUACAACUUGUAUGAGGGCAAGAUGCUGGCACAUCGCAAGGAACUCCACCGACGGACCAUCACUGCCAUGACUUUCUUCAAUCCUCUCAAAUAUCUCGUCACCGGAGCACAGGAUGGCUCAAUCAAAAUCUGGGACAAUGACUGGCAUGUGGUGAUGGUGUUUGUGGGUCACCGGCGCCUGGUGAACCAACUUACCGUGUACCCCCACGGACCCUCCAUCAUCUCCGCCAGCCUGGACUGUACCAUCCGGGUGUGGAACAUGGAGACCUGUGACGAAGUAGACAGAAUUGCAAUGAGCGAGCCAGCAGAGGGCCUGGGGACAAGUAUGCAGUACGACAUCUUCCAUACAUUUGCUGGCAAGAAGGUCGACCUUUGGAGGAUUCAACACCUGUAUCAGAUGCACACGGCUGUUGGUCAUCGGGUGAUGAGCAUCAAGAUGACCACACAUCCCAACUUCGUCAUGCGAGCUGUGCUGAUGUGUCGAGACUCCAGCAUCCGUAUCGUGUCGCCACCAUCGGGCAACGUCCUCACCACCAUGAUGAUGGAUCCUGGGAAGAGCAUCAUCGAUGCUGCCUAUGCCAUAGAACAAGAGAUGCUGUUCACUGUCCUCGGUAAUGGCGACAUCAUCAAGUGCCGCACCAACACGAACCCAUGCAGUCUGGUGGCCCGAUGGAAGUGUCAAAAUGCUAACGAUGUAUGUAACUAUCUGCUGGUGUAUGAGUAUGUGGUGGACUCCACGGCUAGACAUGAUAUCUGGGCGCUCAUGAAGAAGGGCGUGGCCACUCGUAGCAUAGCAAACCUAGCCCCAGCCAAACAGAGCCGGAACCGGACUCUUCUGCUGGGUGGCCGCAGGGACGGCUACAUCUGCGUGUUCAACUGGGAGACUGGGGCCGUGGACUUCAAGGUCGAGGCACAUGGCAGCAAGGGUGUCCUCAACAUGAUCGCCAACUCAAGGGCAGACCAGGUCAUAUCAGCAGGCAUGGAUAACGUGAUCAAGGUGUGGCGACUGUACCCGUUUGCUGAGGAGGCGCUGACCCCCCUCAUGUCCUUCUACUGCGCCCACACACCCUCCUUCAUGACCACCAUCAAGACCCGGCUCUGUGUGGCCUUCCAGGACCCCUCCAGCGCCACCUUCAGCACCGUCCUCUAUAACCUCAAAGAUAAAGUAUUUGCAUCAACUGAGUCGGACAAAAUGGAUGCUUUCAAUCGGUUUGACCACAAGCCAGAUGAUGACCACCUUGACCUGAUCACAGGGAUGACCUCCUGUCCACGGAUGAAACUGUUCGCUACCUGCAGCAUGGAUGGCACUGUCCGAAUCUGGAACGAAACCAAUACUCUCAUCAGGUUGUUGCGGCUUAACACAAUGCCACUGAGUAUAGGGUUCUGCAGCCAUAAAGGAGACCUACUGCUUGGGACGGGGGAUCAUCUCUUCAAGAUACCAUAUGACAGAUAUCUCCCACGAGCCUACAAGUUCCGCAUGGUGUCGAUGAAGUUCGAGGUGGAGCCGAGUGAGGAGCCUGUAGCCUAUGACGACAACCUCCUCAACAUGCUCAGCAAACAGGAUGUGAAGAGGCUGAAGAACUCCAAAUCCUCCUUCAAGUUUGAGCAUUUCGUUGACCUUCUGUCCGAGGAGGAAGAACAGGAAGUGGUAAAGGAGAAGCUUGUGAAGAAGGAGGCAUUCUCGGAGCUUGAGGCUCGGGAGAAGGAGCUGCUUCGUAUCCGUGAUGGUGAGCUGAAGGCCAAGAUGAAGCCCAUGGCCACCAAGGAGACCAAGUCGGAAGCCUUCCUCAACUACAUGAAGAUGUUCUAUGACAAGCCCAAGAUCAAGUUGCCGGACGAUGAUCCCUUCCCUGAGGACACGGUCAAGCGGAGACUGGACGGGACAGAUGGACCUGCAGAAGAGGAGUUCCAUGGAGUUAAAGAGCCUGCCGGGUUCUUCCCUCCUCGUCCCUCCACACCAGCUAAGCCCCUGAAGCCAGCCUACCCCAUCAACCACGGCGGCUUCAUCCCCAACUCGGUGCUGGUGAAGCUGCUGUGGCCCCCGCCCCGCCCGGUCGACAUGGAGAGACAGGGCACAUAUGCACCCCCCUGUCUCACAGCGGACCAGCUUGAUCAGAUCAACCAGUUGAACAAGAACAACGACCCAUCCUUGGGAGAAAUGAAGUCAGUCACAUUUGCUACUGGUGAGGAUGUCGAUACUGUGAGAGUGUUUGACUGGGGUGAUGAUGAUGAUGAUGAAGAUGAGGAUGGACUAGGAACACCAACCAGUCCACAGCCAGAUGGGGCGGGGUCUCGUCGUACAUCGGUCAAGUCAUCAUCUCUCAUGUCCAAGAUGCAGAGCAUCAUGACACGGACCCCUUCUCCUAAGGAAGAGGAAGUUGUGUUGUCUCCAAAGUCAGCAUCACCUCACCAGGACCGGGAGAGUCCAGAGUCUUCUGGUCAGCCAGAAGCACCUCGGGUUCCGUCACCACCCAAGAGAGAACUGAAGCCUGUCCAGCCGAUCAGGAAGCUGGUAUCGAGGCCCAGAGUGCCGAUACCCUCACCGUCUCCUUCCCCGGAUACCCACACCCCCACUCCACCACCCCCACCCACACCACUACCAAACUUCAUCAAGCAGUUCAUUGGUACGGAGUGGUUUGAGAAGUACUUUCCCAACUGUACCGAGAAAACAAUGCCGAAACCAUGGAACUCCGACACUCUUGCGAACAUGAUCCUGAAGUUGAUCCGGAUAGCAGAGCUGGAGCACAAGACGGCUGUGGUGGAGGCCCUGACACUACUGUUCACCCAGGAGAGUCUGACAGGGACUGUCACUGUGCAGGUCCAGAAGGCCAUCUACUCUGCCCUGAACCACCACAGCAAGCCCCCGACCUGUGCUGUGGAGGCGGAGAAGGCCUUCAUCCUCAGCAGCGUCAGGUGUCUGCAGGUCCUGGCUGUCAAGGACAUGGACUUUGUGGUGGAGAUGAUGGUGCAGUUCCUGGAUGGUGAUCGGGACGUCAGGUCCACUAUCAUGGACACCCUUUUCGGGUGUGGUCUUCAGGACCCCCACCACAACUUCCUGAAGGAGUUGGACUCCUGGGACAUCUGGAACCUGGACGAUAGUGACCGCAAGAUGGAGCUCCGGAGGAUGUGUCAGCAGUGGCUCAACAGAUGGAUGACCUCCUACAAGCUUCACAUCGAGGAUACAAUCGACCGGAUGAAGAAGGGCCAGAAUGUCCACGGGAAGAUGACCCGGGGUCAAAUACAGAAACAGCAGGGGAAACACGGUGCCAGUGCUGGAGGUGAUGUAUCGGACGACCAGACCACCCUCACCACCCUCCCGGACGGGGUGGAGUUCGUUCCCACGGCAUCUCGCAACAUGACAAUAACCUAUGACAAGAUGCCGGACCAGACUGUGCUGGAGGCGGUCACAUACCUGGAUGCUGUCAGCUACUUCUGUGAGAUGAUGGUAGAGAAGGAGAUCGAGGCACUGAAGAAAGGAAGGUCUCGCCCACAAGGUCCCAGUAAAGAUAAAACUGGGCCUCCCAAAAACACAGUGCUGGUACUGCCAAAACUACCACAUAAAGCAGCGCUGGUCCGGCUGGGGGAGACACACACCAGUGUGUGCAGGAGAAGCAGGGAUAAACCAGUAGCCAUUGAUUUCCAAUGCCCCCCUCUUGGAGGCCGCAAUCGACCACUGGUCACAGGGGAGAUAACUACAUUUGUGCCGAGUAUCAACCUGCCAAUGAAGACCUUGUACAUGAACCCAUUCCCAAACAGACUGGACGAGUUCGAUGCCCGCUUCCAGGAACCAGUGCUCAUCACACUCAAGUCCUCCCAGAAGUUCUUUCUUCCUGAUCAGUCCUACAUACCCAUGGAACAAGUCGUGGCGCCUAGUAGCUGAAUUGUAUUAUAAACUAUAUGGAGUCAGCAAAUGGCAGCCAAAAUAAUAUUUCAAACUUUCCUUGGAGUCAUUGAAGUCAAAUAUUUUAUACAAUGGAAAUUAAUAAAUUCAUAUUUGUAAAUUAUAACUGUCGUUGAGGGGAAAUAAUUAGGAUAUUGUUGCAUAUGAAAUCAUUGAAAUUACAUAUUUGUCAGAAUAUUACUACAUGCAUAGUGCAUGCUCUAAAAGUGUUCGGACUACCUAAGCAAAAUCCAUGUAAUUAAGGUUAGAAGAAAGCAUUCUGGAAUUAAAGUUUCUGUUAAGAGGGAAAUGAAAUAUGAAUCUUUAUCCUUAUCUGCUCAUAAGUUUGUGUAAAGCACCCAGUACUAAUUUGCUUUUAAUUAGUGUCUAAGAAAUCAGUGUUUAUCAGUAUUUACAGACAAUUUAAAUGGGAUUAUUGAAUAUUUUUAGGGUGAAACUCGCAAUUUUAAUUUAGUUUAGAUUCUCAUUUCUGUAUAUAUCAAAUGUAAAUUUUUAUGAUUAGUAUAUUGAGUUUCUACCUGAUAGACAGAUUACGUGUGUGUUUUAUGUCCACACACUGUCUCUUGUUGAUUGUCAUGCUUAAUAUACACCAGGCUACAUAGAGUGGAGCUUUGUUAACUCAAGUCUUAGAGCCAUGGACAGUAGAGUGAAACAAGCAAUAUCCAGGGGUCCCCCUAAAACAUACAAGUGACACUCUGUUCAUGCCAACAGCUUACAGUAAAGUCAUCUGGAUUAACUCAUUUCUCAAUAAGGGAGUCCUUUUUGUCACAGUAAUGUCAAUUUUAUUUAGGUAGACUCUAUUGAGUUAUUUAUUGAUAAAAUCGUGGUUUCUGGACAAAUGGGGUCCUGAAUUGUUUGAUAGGCAUUACUUAGAAGUUGGCGGAUGCCAAUGUAGACACAAUUUAUGGAUAACAACUUCUUUAAUACUGUAAAGGUGACGUUUCGGUAUAGAUCCUUAUACCG